Marchantia polymorpha subsp. ruderalis is the source of this 1748-nucleotide messenger RNA. Lineage: Eukaryota; Viridiplantae; Streptophyta; Marchantiopsida; Marchantiales; Marchantiaceae. The record is from the annotation of a GenBank genome assembly.
GGAGUUCAGGGAUCUAAGCUCAAUAACUAGUACUGAGACCUCGAUUCGCAUUGAGUUACGAAAACAUGGCUUCGAGAGCUGUGGUCGGGGUGUUGGUCCUCACCAUUGUGGCUGCACAUUGCGCAGCAGAACAGUGUGGUAAGCAGGCCAAUUUCGCUCUCUGCGGUGAUGGUAACUGCUGCAGUGAGUGGGGAUGGUGUGGGCUUGGAGAUUCUUACUGUGGAAGUGGAUGUCAAAGUGGACCCUGCAGUGGCAGUACUGGUGCAGGUUCCCUGGGAGAUAUCCUCACCAAAGCCGUAUUCGAAAACAACUUCCCCAACAGGAACAGAUUCUAUACUUACGAAUCGCUCAUCAAUGCUGCCAAAAGCUUCUCUUCAGCAGGCUUUGGAACCACAGGCGACACUAACACGAGGAAGAAAGAGAUUGCUGCUUUCCUGGCACACAUCGACCAUGAAACUGGUGGAUUGGUAUUCAUAGAAGAGCAGAAGCCCCCAAACAACUACUGCGAUACUGAGAACCAGAACCCAUAUCGAUGCGCUCCUGGCAAGAGCUAUCAUGGACGAGGCCCGAUGCAGCUGUCUUGGAACUACAACUAUGGAGCAUGCGGGGCUGCCAUCAACGAAGGCAUUCUCGCACAACCAGAGCGUGUGAUACAAGAUGCCACCAUAGCUUUCAAAACAGCCAUCUGGUUUUGGUCUACACAACAAUGGAACAAACCAUCGUGCCACGCAGUCAUGACGGGAAGCUGGAGCCCAUCGUCCGCUGACAACGCAGCCAACAGACGCCCAGGCUUCGGAGUCACGAUCAACAUCAUCAAUGGCGGACUCGAGUGCAACAAGAAUUCGGCCGAAGCAGACAGACGUGUGCAGUACUACCAAAAAUUCUGCUCACUCUUCGGUGUAGACCCCGGGCAGAACUUGGACUGCCGAAGCCAGAAGCCCUUCGGUUGAUCAUUUCACAAAGAGGUCAUUACAGCACUAGAGAACGAAAAGUCUCACCUUGUUUUGUCCACAUCUGUCAAAGUGUCGACAGCCUCUAUAUGUCAUAUCUCUAUCGUAGUGAGUUUUGGGCUGACUUCGACUUUCUAUGGGCAGGAACUGUUUCCGAGAAUAAGUGAUUUGUGGGGGUGGACUAGUGGGAUUCUGAGAAUAUUUAGACCAACUAGCUGCGGUCUUUAAUUAGAUUGUAGCACAGUACACCGUACUGAUGGGCAGCAGUUUGAUCUGCAGACAGUAUAGAGUUGAAGACCAGCCGUGAUAGGAAGUACAAGCUAGCUAGGCCUGUAAGGACUCGAAGACUAGCAUGAGGAACGUACGUGGUAGAUACUCAUCCUACUAUAGUAUUGCUGUAAAGAUCAAUGAAGCCUCUAUUUCCGUUCGAUAAAUACAAGCUUGACACGACACGUACAACCAGUGACUUCAAGGAAGAAAAGAGUUUUAUACUAUUUGCUAUCAAGUAAACAAGAACUUCGAACUUGGAUAUGAUGUACGAGACGCUCAUCCUGUCAGGCCAGGGUUACAGAAGGCUCUGAAGUGAACCACGUCUAGUCCUUUUCUCCUUUUCAAAGAAGCUUACUCCCAGAAGGUGGAAAAGAGUAUCACCAUAAUCAGGCAGUCCUUUUAACUACAGUUUUGACUAUGUUGUGUUGCGAAUUAAUAUCAGAGUGAGACCAUGGCAUUGCAAUAUUAUAUACAUUGGACUGAUAGGGAAGUUUAGAAAGUGAUUCUAUCUUAUGUUAUCUCAAAUUG